This is a messenger RNA of Saxophila tyrrhenica, 852 nucleotides long. RefSeq lists its product as uncharacterized. The transcript has a single exon. Bases 1 to 852 code for a protein of 283 amino acids. The record is from RefSeq and is a predicted model, not a curated record. NCBI's taxonomy places the organism in Eukaryota, Fungi, Ascomycota, Dothideomycetes, Mycosphaerellales, Extremaceae.
AUGCUCUACGCCGACCAGCAACUGGACCUCCGUGACCUUGUCCACCAGCAGUACAGCUACUAUGCCCGAGAGCUUGGCAACACCCACAAAGCGCUCAGCACACAAUACAUGAGGCUUGCCGAGCUUCAGAAGAAACUGGAUGAGCGGGAAGAACGACAGCUGUCAAGAAAGGUUAAGAAGAAGACUCAGUGGUCGCGUGCUUUGACCAAGAAAGCGAUCGAGAGCCUCGAAUCGCAGCAGGCUUGGUUGUAUGCCUACCUAUGUCAGUGUUAUUACGUUUUAUCUACGUAUGAGAGCGAUGGACACAAUGCAACACCAACACCGCCCGGCUUUGAUGCAACGACAAUGCCGAUCUUUGACAAUCGCGAGACGUAUGGAUGUACGACACCUGCACAUUUUGAAGACACGGGCCGAAUGCGGUACUGGGACCACUCGAUGAUGACAGAACGACGAAUGUCCUCUCCAUACGGUUCUUCGACAGACUUGGGCUUCUUCGAAUCUCCUACGCAUCACCCUCUGCCGUGGGACAGCGGCCAGUCGCUGUUGUUCCCAAAUGUCUACCAGAACACGGAUCCGUGGUCUGGGGAUGCACCACGGGCCUCCUUGAGCACACUUUCGUCAUCUUCUGAAAGGGACGUUGUGCCCGAGAUGAUCAACCCAGCACCGCCUCCUUCAACCAUGAAACCAAGGAAGCGACGCUACUCUGAGAACGCUAUACAGCUCAUCGAGAGUCGGCUCCCGGCGACGAAGACACAUCGCAGAGGCCAAAGCGUUGAUCAUAUAUCUGCGUCUUCUCGGACACUCUCGGUCGGCCACGUUGCCGGAGAGUUCGGCAUGAUCGAGAAACGAUAG